Molecule: messenger RNA, 10011 nt
Organism: Acytostelium subglobosum LB1
Lineage: Eukaryota; Evosea; Eumycetozoa; Acytosteliales; Acytosteliaceae
Exons: 6
Coding region: 1-10011 (3336 amino acids)
Molecular function (GO): protein binding
Source: RefSeq, a predicted model, not a curated record
AUGUUUAGAAAGAUGAAGGAUCUUAUGAAGGAUCUCCCGACUGCUGUGUUUGGUGAUCAACAACAACAACAACAACAACAACAGCAAUCUCCCUCUCAUAGCAAUCCUUCAAUGUUACACAACGACACACAUCCAACUAGUGUCCACUUCUCGCCACAGUCUCCUCAACCGCAACCAAUCUCACCUCCAACUCGUGUCAACUCCUAUCAAUCAACAACAGCAAUGUUAUCAUCACCUUCAAUAUCAUCAUCCUCAACAACAACAGCAACAACAACAACAGCAACAACAACAACAACAAAUGACGUCCAUUUGCCCUCAACGACGAUCGACGUAUGGACUGUCAUGACAGCGGCCGAGAUCCCGUCGAUCAAAGCAUCGAUGACAUCACCUGCCAAGCUAAAGGCUCUGUGGCAGGACUUUCUCUCAAGCAAGUCUGACAAGGACAAGGUCAGCAGACUGAACAAGGUGUUGCCGCACUUUAUCUCUCUCGUGGAGGAUCGCAGUCUCGAUGUCAGGAGCAUGGCCGAUGUGUUUGGCAACAACUCCAAAGCCUUCUCAUUUGCUGUUUCACGUCGACUCGUCAAGGAUUUGCAGGAGCUCCCAAAGAUGCAAGCUGCUUCUCAAUCUAAGGAGAUGUUGUCCAGAGAGGAGUUCAAAUACUUUUCACAGUGCGGUCCUACCAGCAACUACGGCUUUGAGAUUCUCUACACGCUUCAAUUGUUAUCAGAGACACAGUUGGCGUGUGAGGCCAUGGCCGAAGCCAAUGUACCGUCAAACUUGGUGCGAUCCCUUCAGCACCUUUUCAAUGUCCCGUACACAUCCCUCGAAUCGACCAAGGGACUAGUUGAGGACAAGAUCAUUGCGACCCUGUGCAAUCUUUCCAAACAAAAGAGUGCCAUCGAGGAGUUGCAAAAGAGCGACACACUGUCCAUAAUGUUUGGACUGAUGUCACAUGAGUGUCCAGCAACACAUCGUCCACUCCGCUCAAAGGUUGUGGCCUUUGGCAGUGAGUUGUCUGACCUCCAUCCACCCACCAUAACAUAUAUCAACUCCAAGAAAAUCAUGUCACAAUUGAUUAAGGAUUUGAACAACUACUUUGCGUUCACUACAGAGACAUACGUUGCAAUAUGUCAGAUGAUCAUCAAGAUCCUUCACGAAUCUGCCAAAAAGUCGGCAAUCCUUCUUGAUGACUUUCAAAAGAUCGACGGUUACUCCUUCCUGUUGACAUCUCUCUUUCGCCUCGAGUCUUCAAAGGAGAAGCCCAAACUAUUUGACGCCGUUCUCGAUUCGAUUUGCUCACUGGUCUAUGUCGGCUAUGGCCACAUCACUGUUCCAGAGAGCUCCCCUGUCCCCUAUCAAACAUCCAUAAGCCAUAACCUUAAAGAAAUAUCAAACCAACUGUAUAUCGCCAAGAAUGAAUCGGCAUUCUUAAUAAUGGAGAAAUAUUUCUUGCAGUCCAAGUACGAGGACAAUCGCAUGAAGGUGCUGGACCGUGUACUUUCAGUAUACUCGUCCAAUCCAGUCAACUUCAUUCUCCUGCAGCAUCUCAACACGCUGACCAAGUUCAUUCAAGAAUAUGAAAGCUUUAGUAAUCCACUAAAGCAUCAUGUCAUGAGGAUUGUCAGCUUCGUAGUAACAGUGUUAAACUUUGUACCAUUCCAAGAGCUCAGCACAUUCUCGUUGCUUCUGAACGAGAAACCAUCAGUAUUCACAUUGGAGAUGAUCUAUCAACUCAUCACAACGCUCGUCAACUUUGAAUUUCGUUACAAACAUAUCUUUAGGGAGGCAGGACUACUCGACAUUCUUAUCAAAGUCGUUGAUCUUUACACACUUGAUCUACACAAGAUUCAACAGCAACAGCAACAGCAACAGCAACAACAACAACAACAACAACAGCAACAACAAGCACUGGACACCACAAUGGAACCCAACAAACAGGAGUCAUUCGCCAUCCUACUGGACUCGACCUAUCUACUGAUAGCUGAACAUCCAGACAAUAUCUCUAUCACCAGGAAAUAUGACUUAUUCGAAACGAUGCUCUCAUUGGUACCGUACACAUUCAUCAGGAACAAGGCAUUGCGUAUCCUACAACAGUUGAUAAAGUACGAUCCAGACACGUCACAGAGAGAGUUCAAUGGUUUGGUUAGCAUCCUUACGACUACACCAACCAAUCGGGCAGUCCAGAUGAAGACCGAUGUGUUCAACUCGAUUCGUAAACUCUUUGGUAUAUCAAAGUAUGCUCGUGACUCUUUCAGAGAGCAUGGAGGCUUUGUCGCCAUUGUCUCUGUGCUUAUUGGUAUGGAGUCUAGUUUUGCAACACCAGUAGACUCGGCCAACAACAAUAACAACAACAACAUCGAACAAAGCGACGAAGCUUCUCUGGACAGACUGGCACUUCUAGAGUCGAUAUGUCGUGUGACAACAUCUGCACUCUGUGGAAAUGCACUCAACAGGACCUCGUUCGAGCAACAGAUCGGAUACUCCACAUUUGCCACUGGUCUUACCCUGACCAGUGUUCUCAAGACAGUGCAUGCACCACGUGUCGUUGACUUUAUCUUUGACAUGGUCACUGAGAACCUCAAUGGCAGUGAUAUCCAGAGCAACCGCAUGAUCAUCAGCAAUGUGGAUGCGUUCAUAGUCAUUCUUGACAUCAUCCCGCACAUUACCAACGCUACCUACGUAUUGGACAUUGUCAAGCGACUCAAUGACAUGGCAGACUAUGGUCGCUUCAACCAAGAGGCACUUUCAAAGCUGUCAAUACCCGACUGGAUUCUCACCAAGUUCCCUUCGUCACUGAUGAGUACCACCGAUCCACUUCAACCACACCUGCUGCGUCUCAUCCAGACUGUUGGAGCCAAUUGUCUUUCGGGCACUGAGCUACGUCAGUUUGUCAAGUUGCUCAAACCAGAGCACUCACCAGAGGUGCUUCUCAAGAUUCUCGCCUCUAUGGCCAAGUCUCCAUCGACACCACCAUACUUUGAAUUCAACCCAUCGAACCGAAUGACGCAUGGUUAUAUUCACCUUCCAGUCCAGCAUCAAUGGCCACCAACCAAUGGCUAUACUAUCAUGUUUUGGCUGUACAUCGAGAAGAAUGGCCCACAGAUCGACCUCGUCCAGAUUUACUCAGAGGACAAGAAGUCCAACCUCUCACUUUGUAUCAAGAAUGGACUACUCAGCGUUGUGAUUCUCAACACAUCCAAGUAUGUGAUCGAUUUCCGUGAUCGAUUCGAAGAGGGACAGUGGUACCACAUUGGCAUUGUACAUGCUCGCCGUCUUUUAUCUGGUACAGACUUCAAGGUGUUUGUCAAUGGUUUCCUGAAGGAGAAGGCUGCCAAGGCACCCUAUCCUGCACAAGCUACUGGAAACCUAUUCUGUGACAUUGGAUCAACAUUGGGAAAUCGUCAUCCCGGAGAGCAGAUCUGGCGAGUUGGACCAUUCUACUUGAUUGAGGAGGCAAUGAGCUCCAAGCAUAUCAAUACUAUCUUCUUCCUCGGACCAAACUAUAGCGCCAACUUCAAGGGCCGUUUCUCACCCUACCAGACCUACGAGAUAAUCAAUCACCAGAACCUCACAGCAAUCAAGGAGCUUGAGUAUGGCGAUCAGCUCGGCCCACUCAAUCUCUCUAAGGUGUCUAUGCAGAUCGACGAGGCCAAGAUCAUCGUUGGAUUGUGUGCCAACAACAAACGUAUCAUUCGCAACACUCAAUCAUCCAGCAGUGAUAAGUCCAACCUGCCACCGCACGUUGAAUACGUCAUUGGAUCAUCACGGGACAUUGCCACCAAAGACGCAGAGUACAAGGUGGAGAUCAUCAAUCAGGCGGACCUGUCGGGCAAGGUGCGUGGCCAACUAGUUGGCAGUGUUGAGGCCUUCCGUAGGAACAAAGUGGCUGAUGGAAUUCGAAAGAUUGGUGGAAUGCCAGUCCCUCUGCUUCUCUUGGAGAAGGCUAACAGUUUUGAAACCCUCCACGAUGCCUUGCAACUUCUGGUGGGAGUCAUCCAAUGCCAUCCGACCAACACACAUGAGAUGGCACAGAUCAACGGUUAUGAGAUAAUGGCUUGGAUUCUGCGUCGCAAACAACAUCUCUUUAACAAUAGCGUGAUAGACCUCAUCUUUGACCUUGUUGGUAUCAAUGGGGCAACCAGUGUCACCAAUCGACUCGAGGGUACAGUGGCCAAUUGGAAUGCUUGCAAGUAUAUCCUGCUCGACCAUUCCGUGUGGAAGAACACUCAGAUAGAGUAUCAGCGAUACAUCUUGCAGGGUUUCAACGACUUGGUAGUGGACAAUCAUCAGCACAGCUUCAACGCCGAACAGUUGCGAAAGAUUUUCAUCAUCCAACAACUGUUUGACAUACUCCAAGACGACAGUGUAUCAGAGGACAUUGUGCAGAGCGUCAUCACAGUUCUCUACAACAUGUUCAACGAGAAGUUGAUGGUGGAUGACAUCAGACUGCUCUCUGCCUAUCUCAUAUAUGGUCUCCACGCCAACCAGACCAGACGUUCACGCAGAUACUCUAGCAAGAGAGCUGCGCUCGAUGUUAGAGUGAAUCAGACGGUCAACCGCGUAUUCCAGAUGUUCCUUCAGGUAGUCACCACAUCCAAAGACACCAGUGUGAUCUUUCGUCGGGUGUCCUCUUUUUGGAGCUUCUUCUUCAUCAGUGAGAAGUUGCCGCCCCUCUCAGUGUCACUGGCUCUCAAGGUUUCAGUUGCGUUCUUCCUCCUCAAGCACGAGUAUUGCCAAUCGUUCAUCAAGAAGAAUGGCUUUAAGCUGCUCGAGGACAUUCUAUCGGGUAUGAACGGCUAUCAAGAGGUGUAUCUCUCUCUGUUGCAUCUUCUGUUGGGAAGCAAACCAAGCGUUUUGAUCGAGGGUCAAACAACACAACAGACAGCAGGAACAUCGACCACUGAGCAACCUUUGUCCAACCUUGAGUUCCACGAGUUGCUCAACAUCUUUAGAGCCAGUGAACAGAAGCUCUACUGCAUUGAAGCCGCACAGUUAAUACUAUCAUUGGUCAAACGCUCCUACGAAGACAACUACCAGUACAUACAUGAUAGACCACAACAGUAUCACUCUGGAGACCAAAGUGAGCUCACAAUCGACGACCUUUCUGCCCGCUACCAGAUCCCUUCUCCUGUAUCCACCACGCCAUCAUCAUCUUCCAUGUCUGCUUCACCUCUUUCAUUCUCGCAGACAAUCAACAGCUCAACCACCUCCACUGCAGGUGCCAAUAACACAUCAGCACCACCGUCAAGCGGAGCGUCUAGUAUGCUGGCGCGUGUUGGAAACUUCCUCAACAAGUUUGAAGAGAUAACACUAGAUCUUGCAGGUGCUCUCGAGGAGACUGAUGGUCAGCAACCUUCUUGGUCCACCAAGAGGCGACGAAGCACAUCCUUCAGCACCAGUGCGGUGCCCACCCACAGUGUCGUCCCCAUCUCUGCGGCGUCGUUGGCAUCUUCACAAGUGGUCGACAUUGGUGUUGUGCAGCCACUCAUGCCUUCAGCCACACCCGAGGUGGCAGCCAAUUUGCAGCACACCAUACUCACCUACUUUAUGUAUCUCUUCCACGAGAAUGGUAGCUUCCAGCAGGAAUUCUUCAACGAAUCCAUGAUCGAGUACCUGGUCUCCAUACUCUACCCUGGGGGCCGUUUGACUCUACUGCCAGUAACACAAUUGGACAACAAGAAGAAGGACCGAGUUGCAGACCUGAUCAUGAAGUUCUUGUGUCAGAUCGUAUUGUCAGCACUGCGCAAGUCAAACAAAGCAAUAGCCAUCACUGAGACUGUCCUGGACUCUACGCCAAUCAAGAGCAGCGACGACGACCACCUCGUCUAUCACACAAGGAUUCUCUUUGACAUACUCUACACAAUAGAGAACAACAUCACCAAGUCAGAGUUCUUUGAGAGUGAGCGUGGUGUUGGUUCCAACCUCGUCAAGUUCUGUUCCAUGUUGGUGGAUCGCGCACAUCUCGACAUGUUCAAGGGUAUCACACGUCGUGUGCUUCUCUUCCUGGUCAAGCUACUGGAGAAGCUUGAGGCCGACCGCCCCUCGCUCAAGAAUGUACAGCCUAUCUAUCGUAGUUUGAAUCGUAUCACUCUGCACAUGAUCAACAGCAAUAGCAACAACCUUGGCUCUGAUAUGAUGACGGAGGAGCAAGAGGCAGACAUUAUCUUCACGAUCAAUCACAUCUUGAAUCAUCAACGCAUUGUCUUUAGUGACAACAACAACGAUUCGGACUUUAUCGCAUCACUCUGUUACCCACUAUUCAAGUUGACAACAGAGGCGCCUCAGAUCAUUGUGGAUGGCGCCAUCAAACUCUGGAAGCUGUUGGUGCAGUUGCGUUCACCAUUCGCCGAGACUCUCUCAUGGACUCUUUCAUUGCGCACACAACGAGGCGAGGUGAUAGACCUUCGACCUGGCUUUGACCUCCUGGCCAGCAAGGGUGUCAAGGAGUUCAACAAGUACAUACAGGACAACAUCGUGUCUGUCAACUUGGUGUUUGAGGACAAUGGCAAGAAGGCUCACCUCAAUUCACUCAGUGCCGAGAAGAAGGGCGAGUCUGACUACCUCUACAGCAUCAGAUAUUUGCGUAAGGAGAGAAUGUUGGGUCACGAGAAGAAUCAACGCAAGAUCGCAGCGAAUGAGGCCGAGAAGAAGGAACACAUCACCAAGAAGAUUGAGUACUUUGUCUCGUCAGAGGUCGAGAGACGCAAGAAGAUCAAUCAAUCAGAGAAGGACAAGCUAAAGUUCAACACCAAACAGUUCGAGUCGAUUAAGGACCAGGUGACACGAGAGCGCGCUGUGUGGGGACCGAAUGACCCGUCACCACUCGAUAAGUUCAAACUGGACUCCACAGAGGGUCCAUAUCGUAUGCGCAAGAAGACCGAGAAGAACUAUGACUUUUACAAGAACUACCCAUUCGUGCCACCAACAUUCGAUGAGAGCAACAACAGUCUCCUGCCUCUUCCAUGCAGUGAGGACAGCAAGGCCUUCAUGGACAUUGCCGGUACACCUGAUGCCGACCUGUUGGAGCCAGCAUACUGGAAGUUCACUGCCCCUGAUGGUUCUGUACUUCCCAACUCUGUUCCAGGUGGUGGUGGUGGUGAGGGUAGUUCUCAGUCCUCCCAUCAACAGAAGCAACAGCAACAACAACAACAACAACAGGUCACGGUCAAAGCCAAACGAAGUAGUUCAGUCAACAACAGCAUGUUGUCUUCAAGUGGGGUUUCAUCGUCCUCCAAGACAUCAGAGCCAUCCUCCCCUCUAAGCUCUUCAGUGGAUAUCACUCCGCCAGAUACACCACUUGGUACAUCUGAAGAGGAGAUACCUCCUCCACCAUCAUCAACCAGCUCUGAUUUGGAGUCAGAGGAGCAAUCCGAGUACGAAUCCAAGCUCUUCAACCUUUCAGAGACGACUGAGCGUAGUGAUGUCACAAAUACUACCGACACAGACACCAAUAACAACAACAACAACAACGACACUCCAACAUCAACCACACCUGCAUUGACGAGUAUCAACAACGAGGUUGACGAGUCACUUGGAGCACUUGAUGAGGAGAACUCAAUGACCACAAACACAGAGGAAGAGAACCUUGCUUACACUAGACAACUCGAUCCCUACGACCAGAACUUCCUCAGAGACGAGCUUCGUCGCAAUCCCAAGCUACUGUCAGUCAUGUACAAUUGUGGCAGUGUGGAUGGUAUGGAUAAGAUCGAGGGCAUACUCCUCUUUUGUCCCGCCAACAUGUACAUCUUUGAUGGCUACACCAAGGACGAGCAGACUGGUGAGGUCACAGAAGUUGAGGAAAAGAUCAACAUGGACUGGUUGGUCGAAGGCGCCGUACUACCACCCAAGAAGAUAAUCUCCCACAACAGCAUCAAGUGGGGUUACGAAGAGGUCAGAGAGGUGCUCAAGCGUCGAUACCUCUUGCGUCCUGUGGCAAUGGAGCUGUUCUCAACCGAUGGCAGAAACACUCUCUUUGUUCUCAAGGACGAGUUGACUCGUGAUGAUGUGCACUACAAAAUCAUCACAAACGUAUCGAACAACACAAUUGGUGACGUCAGCGGCAUCAGUGGCUCUCAGACCAUUGACGAUGAUUCUCGAGAGAAUCUUGGCAUGCGUGAACGUCUGACAUCGAUGUGGAGGAAAUCACCUCUGACCAUGAAGUGGCAACAGGGCCAAAUCUCCAACUUCCAGUAUCUCAUGCAUUUGAACACACUAGCUGGUCGCAGCUACAAUGACUUGACCCAGUACCCUGUGUUCCCUUGGGUGUUGCGCGACUAUGAGAGUGAUUAUCUCGACUUGGACGACCCAAAGGUAUAUCGUGACCUCUCCAAGCCAAUGGGCGCACUAAACGAAACGCGUGCCGAGAAGUUCCGCGAGCGUUUCGAGAACUGGGACGACCAAGAACCCAAUGAGCACGGCCACAACGUGCCCAAGUUCCACUAUGGCACUCACUACUCCUCGGCAGCCAUCGUCUUGUACUACCUCAUCCGUUUGGAACCGUUCACACAACACUUUCUCAAACUGCAGAGCGGCCGUUGGGACCAGGCCGACCGUCUGUUCAGUUCAAUCUCCGAGGCAUGGACCUCUUCUUCGUGUGGCUCCACUGGCUCAAUCAUGGAGCUUAUCCCAGAGUUCUACUACCUGCCCGAGUUCCUUCAGAACUCAAACAAAUUCAACUUUGGCACAAAGCAAGGUGGCGAGAUCAUCAACGAUGUGGUCAUGCCCCCGUGGGCAAAAGGAUCGGUGCAAGAGUUUAUCAAGUUGCAUCGAAAGGCACUCGAGUCAGACUAUGUGUCUGAGCAUCUACACGAAUGGAUAGACUUGAUCUUUGGCUACAAACAGCAAGGCAAGCCUGCAGAAGACUCCCUCAACGUGUACUACUACCUUACAUACGAAGGCGCCGUCAACAUUGAUGCCAUCACCGAUCCUAUCGAGAAGGCAGCCACCAUUGCACAGAUCAACAACUUUGGUCAGACCCCCAAGCAGCUGUUUGACAAACCACAUCCAAGACGAAAUCCUGUGCUCAGUUCAUUCCCAUUCUACGCCAAGUCACUUGUUGGUAAUUUCAUCAAGGACAUUGGUGAGCCUGUAGGACAAAUCCGCUUGGUGAACGAGCGUGCCUCCUGCACUGGCUUCUUUAGACACCAGCUCGCCCCAACCUUUACAAGAUACAUCACUUGGGGACUACCCGACGGUAGUAUUCGUUACAACACUGGAGAUAAGACAAAGGCGCUCGAGGAUCACCACGAUGGUCCACUCACUUGUCUGACCGCAACCGAUGAUGGAUACAUUGCCGUCAGUGGAGGUGUCGAUGGCUUGGUGUGUGUAUACAACUUGAAGCGAUACUCGCUGAGCAAACGACUGGUUGGACACACAGGCGCUAUCACUGCACUGGCAGCAUCGAGACCAUUCUCUCUAAUCGUCAGUGGAUCAGAGGACCAAACCUGUAUCAUUUGGGAUCUCAAUAGACUGCGAUACUCUAGGACACUCACUGGCCACGAUAGUCCAAUCUCGUGCAUUGGCGUACACGACACCACUGGUGAUAUUGUCACCUGCUCAGGUACCACCAUCAAUGUCUACAAUGUCAAUGGAGAAUUGGUGCUCUCGUACAAGACAUCUCAGAUAAUCUAUGACCAAAUCACAUCAUGUCUCUGGUCAAAGGGACCCGAAUGGUUGGGCGAGAAUGUGCUACUCACUGGACACCGAGAUGGAAAGAUCAAGGUGUGGGGAUUGGAGAGCAGACUUCUUCCCUCCAUUGACAAUGAUCCAUUGUCACCGCUGGCAUUCAAGAAUGUACUUCUACUACGAUCGACGUUUUACAACCAAUCAGCUCAUACCAAUGCAAUCACUGCUCUCUUUUUGACAAAUGACCAACAAAAGAUCUACUCUGGUGAUAUCGAUGGUAGGGUGUGCAUAUGGUCUGACAAUGAGAUUGUCCAGGUCAAGACGAGACCAACACCAGGACUGAAUGCAGCGUACUUAAGAAACAUAUUGCCUGCUGUCAAACAUUAA